AUCUCUAAAACCGCAAACGGUAAACAUUUAGGUACAUAAACAAGCUGGAAUUUAUCAUUAGAGCUACUUUCAAUUUACAAACUUUUAUUGGUUGAAAAUAACAAGUGAACUUCGAAAAAAUGGAUAAUUUAGAAGCAAAUAUAAUGGACAAGUCCAUGAGAUCUGUUUUUGUUGGAAACAUACCCUAUGAAGCUACUGAAGAAAAGUUGAAAGAUAUAUUUGGUGAGGUUGGUCAAGUAUUAUCAUUCAAACUUGUCUUUGAUCGUGAAACUGGUAAACCAAAAGGUUAUGGAUUCUGUGAAUAUAGGGAUCAAGAAACCGCCUUGAGUGCAAUGAGAAAUUUGAAUGGGUAUGAAAUAGGAGGUCGUAACUUGAGAGUUGAUAAUGCUUGUACAGAAAAAUCUAGAAUGGAAAUGCAAAAUCUGCUCAAUCAGCCACCUGUAGAAAAUCCUUAUGGGGAGCCUAUUCAAGCAGAAAAAGCACCUGAAGCAAUAAGUAAAGCUGUAGCUUCUCUACCUCCAGAACAGAUGUUCGAGUUAAUGAAGCAGAUGAAGACAACAAUUCAGGUUAGAAUAAUUAU
Molecule: messenger RNA, 580 nt
Organism: Leptinotarsa decemlineata (Colorado potato beetle)
Lineage: Eukaryota; Metazoa; Arthropoda; Insecta; Coleoptera; Chrysomelidae
Gene: CstF64
Product: cleavage stimulation factor subunit 2 CstF64
Biological process (GO): mRNA 3'-end processing
Cellular component (GO): mRNA cleavage and polyadenylation specificity factor complex
Molecular function (GO): mRNA binding
Source: RefSeq, a predicted model, not a curated record